GUCCGUGCCGCACCGUAGCAGACAUCUUCUACGUCCUUGACUCCUCUGGCAGUAUCGGAGCAGAGAACUACACCAAACAGCUGCAGUUUGCUGCCGAGAUAGCCCGGGCCUUCACACUAGGACCACAAGACGUGCAGUUUGGUGCGCUCAUCUUUGGCACCGUGGUGCAGAAGUUGUUUGAUUUGAAUACCUACAAUACACAGUCCACUCUAGCUCGGGCACUGAACUCGGCCCCCUACAUGAGAUCAGCGACACAGACUCAUCUAGCCCUCAACUACAUCACUGAGAAUGACUUGUAUGGACCACAAUAUGGCGGCCGCCCUGAUGCCAAGAAACUCAUCAUCGUCAUGACAGAUGGGAAAUCUGAAAAUAUGAUCGAAACCUCCAGAGCCGCUGAACGACUAAGGAACAAAGGAUUCAUCAUCAUCACCAUCGGUAUUGGCGACGCCUACGAUCAGGAGCUCAAGCUGAUGGCUGGUGAUCAGGACAACGUCUUCAGGGUCGCGACCUUUGACCUGUUGACCAAGCUCAAACAAAAAGUUUCGCAGCGAACUUGUGACGUACCAAUCGGGACCACGGCAGCACCGAAACCAACUGAACCCACGAUGGAGCCUGCCACUGAACAGCUUUGCCGUACAACAGCUGACGUGAUAUUUUUGCUGGACGCCUCAGCCAGCGUGGGCAGAAGUAAUUUCAUCAGACAGCUGACCUUCGCAUCCCUGAUAGCCCGGGGGUUCGUGGUUGGCCCCACCGACGCCAUGUUCGGCAGCAUCGUGUUCAGUGAUGUCGCCCAGAAGAUGUUUGACCUCGAUGAUAAUCCGGAUCAGAAGUCGAUCGUUGAGGCAUUGAUGUCCACUCCCUACGCCGGUAGAGGCACCAAGACCCACAAGGCCCUGCAGCUGAUAUCCUCCAACAACAUGUUCAUGUCAACAUCCGGUGGGAGGGACGACGCCAAGAACAUCGUCAUCCUCAUCACCGACAGCCCUUCAGAUGACUCUGCCAGCACUAUUCGUGCGGCUAAAGAGUUAAAAGACCUUGGUGUGUCUAUCAUCACUGUUGGUAUCGGCAAGUCCUCAGAAUCUGAACUGCUAUCUCUGUCCGACGAUCCGAAAAAUUAUUUCGUGGUUAGCAACUACCAAGACCUACUCAAUCUCAGGCAGAAGGUCACUCAGCGAGCGUGUGAAGUGUCGAAAGAAUCGGUGGUGUUUCCCACAGAAACAGUGAAAGUACCAUCUACAACAGCAACUCCAGCCACGGCAUCUACUACUAUUACAACACCUACAACAACAACUACAACAACAUCUACAACAACACCUACAACAACAACUACAACAACAUCUACAACAACACCUACAACAACUACGCCUACCACAACAACCACAAAAACUACACCUACUACAACAUUUAUGCCUACUACGACGACCACACCUACCACAACAACAACAAAACCCACACCAACUACAACCUUUUCUACUACGAUGACCACGCCUACUCUAUCAACCGUAACAACACCUACAACAACAGCAACGCUUACAAGUACCACACAAAUUACAAGCACAAUAACACCCACCAUUACAACUACACCUACAGUGUCUACUACUACAGCACUGACCACAUGCCAGCCUGUGGUGGACAUUGUCUUCCUGAUGGUCCAGUCGGCCACCAUUCAGGCAGACGAACACAAGGCCCAGAUGCAGUUCCUCGCUGACCUCUCGGAGAAGUUCAAGGUUGGCCAGUACGACGCCAGGUACGCCUCGGUGAUCUAUGCCCAGGCACCGUACAAACAGUUUGACCUCAAGUCGUCCAAAAGUAAUGCUCAAGUCACAAAGGUGUUGCUGAGAGCGCUGUACCGGCGAGGUUCCACGCUGACGUCCAAAGCCCUAGAGUACGUCUACUCGACCAACAUGUUCGACUCGUCUGCUGGUGCCAGAGACAUCGCCACCAAGGUGCUGGUCAUCGUCACAGACAGCCCGUCCAAGGACCAGGCCGCCAGUUCUGCCGCGGCCCAACAGUUGAGGGCAAAGGGUGUGAACAUCCUGGUGCUGGCCGUGGACGGGGUGUCGGACAAGGAGGUCAACGCCAUAGCAGGCAACACCAGCAACGUCUUCAAGACGGAGAGCUACGAGCAGCUGCCUCAACUGAUGGACAAAUUUGUCAGCCGAAUUUGUACAGUGUGGAAGGAAGAUGACGAUAAAAAACAGACUGUGGACACCUGCAACACCGUAGCAGACAUCUUCUACGUCCUGGACUCCUCCGGCAGCAUCGGAGCAGAGAACUACACCAAACAGCUGCAGUUCGCUGCCGAGAUCGCCAGGGCCUUCACACUGGGGCCACAAGACGUGCAGUUUGGUGCGCUCAUCUUCGGGAAAGAUGUGAAGAAGCUGUUUAAUCUGAACAAGUUCACUUCUCACUCUGAACUAACUAGGGCCCUAGUGACGGCACCCUACAUGAAGACCGCCACCAACACACAGUUAGCCCUCACUUACGUCAUGGACAACGACCUGCUCGGUCCCUCGUACGGGGGGCGCCCGGGGGUCAAAAAGUUGAUUAUUGUCAUGACAGAUGGCAAAUCUGACAACAUGAUCGAAACCGCCCGUGCCGCAGAACGACUGAGGAACAAAGGAUUCAACAUCAUCACCAUCGGCAUUAGCGACGCCUACGAUCAGGAGCUCAAGUUGAUGGCUGGGGAUUCAGACAACGUCUUCAAAGUUGAAACCUUUGACCUUUUGAAUAAACUGAAGCAAAAAGUCUCACAGAGAACAUGUGCCGUUACAGUUGGACCGACGAUAGGUAAAAACAUUUGGUGGGGCUCCCGGCAGUCCUCCCAAGAAACAAAAACUAACGAACCCACUCUUGGAACUGUCGUUAUACCUACCAUAAACCCCACUGAACAGCUUUGCCGUACGACAGCCGACGUGAUAUUUUUGCUGGACGCCUCAGCCAGCGUGGGCAGAAGUAACUUCAUCAGACAGCUGACCUUCGCCUCCCUGAUAGCCCGGGGGUUCGUGGUCGGCCCCACCGACGCCAUGUUCGGCAGCAUCGUGUUCAGUGAUGUCGCCCAGAAGAUGUUUGACCUCGAUGAUAACCCGGACCAUCUGUCAAUCAUUGAGGCUCUCCUGUCCACCCCUUACGUGGGUAAAGGCACCAACACCCACAAAGCCCUAGAACUCGCUGGAAACAUGUUUGAGACAACAUCCGGGGGCAGGGAGUCUGCUAGAAAUGUCAUCGUCUUGAUCACAGAUGGUGGUUCUGAUAGCCCAGCUGCCACACUGGCCGCUGGGCAGCAGCUAGCCAAUCAAAACGUCACCAUCAUCGUGGUCGGCAUAGGCAAAACACCAGAGAAGGAACUUGCUAUUCUGGCAGGCGACUCGAACUAUUUCAGAGCGACAAGUUACCAGGACUUGAUGGAGCUGAGGAAAAGUGUCUCUGUGAGAAUCUGUCAGGGUACAAGUCCAGCUGUAACUACGGCAUCAACGACAUUAACUACCCCAACCACUACCCCAACCACACCAACGACAACAACCACACCAACUACCACUACUACCACACCUACCACAACUACAACAGUAACAACUACUACAACAAAAGCCCCCAUCCCCGUGUGCAAGGCUUUGGCCGACAUUAUCCUAGUAAUGGACGAAUCCGGAUCGAUUGGGGAAUUAAACUUCGAGAAACAGCUCAGGUUUACGGCACAACUGGUCAGCAACUUUAAGAUAGGACCUAACGACGUACGGUUCGGCAGUGUCGUGUUCAGCACGUUCACUCGAAAAGCUUUUGACCUGAAGAGUUUUUCUACGGUCGAUACACUCAAAAAGGCCAUACUGGAGACAGCCUACCUGGGUGGUAGAACCAGGACACACCUGGCCCUUAGACUGGUCAGGGAAAUGAACAUGUUUGAUGUCGCCUACGGUGGGAGGCCUAACGCAGCCAAGGUUGUCAUUCUAUUGACGGAUGGGGCAUCUAACGAACCUGACGAAACUCUGAAAGCUGCAGAAGAGCUUAAGCGAAUUGGCGUGACAAUCAUCACAAUCGGCAUAGGAGUAACAGUUGACAAGGAGCUAAAGGCAGUGGCCAGCAAGGAUAGUGACGCCUUCAUGGCCGCUAGCUACGACUCAAUUGGUCUCAUUGAGGGGGAGGUCACACGAAAAACGUGCAAUGAAAUUGUAACUGUUACGCCUACGAUACCCAGCACUACUACAACGAUAGCAACCGCACCCCCUGCCACUAAAUGCCCACCCAACACCCUCGCCGACCUGAUCCUAGUCAUGGAUUCCUCUGGAAGUAUCGGGGCAGACAAUUGGCCAAAGUUGCUCAAGUUCGCCGUGGACAUCACCAAACUCUUCACCAUCGGCCCUAAAGACAUCAGGGUGGGAGCACUGACCUUCAGCCACGACAUCAGGAAACUCUUUGACCUCAACACAUUCUCAAACUCUGCUGACAUGGAAUACGUGUUGACCUCCGCACAGUUCCUGAACUCUGACACCCAGACCCACAAGGCUCUAGACUUCAUCAGCAACACCUACAUGUUUUCUGCACAGCGAGGGGGGCGAGAUAACGCCAAACACGUGGUGUUGUUGCUCACUGAUGGCGUGUCGACCGUACAGGAUGAGACUCUCAGUGCCGCCCAAGCAUUGAAAGACGAUGGUGCCAUCAUCAUCGCUGUCGGUAUUGGUGACCAGAUAUCUCUGGCAGAGCUCAAUGAGGUGGCCAGCUCGCCCAGAGAUGUUGUACUGACCACAGGCUACGAUAGUUUGAACUUCAUCAAAAAAACUGUUGUAGAGUUGGUAUGCAAUGGGUAUAUUUGA
Physella acuta is the source of this 4805-nucleotide messenger RNA. RefSeq names its product collagen alpha-1(XII) chain. The record is from RefSeq and is a predicted model, not a curated record. NCBI's taxonomy places the organism in Eukaryota, Metazoa, Mollusca, Gastropoda, Physidae.